Messenger RNA from Salvelinus fontinalis (brook trout), 4546 nucleotides. RefSeq names its product condensin-2 complex subunit G2-like. The transcript has 27 exons. The record is from RefSeq and is a predicted model, not a curated record. Gene Ontology annotation, biological process: mitotic sister chromatid segregation. Gene Ontology annotation, cellular component: nucleus; condensin complex. Lineage: Eukaryota; Metazoa; Chordata; Actinopteri; Salmoniformes; Salmonidae. Bases 161 to 3577 code for a protein of 1138 amino acids.
UCGCUUCCUUUUCCGUCUCUGGAGACGUCACAACAGUGUGUCACGUGGCUCUGGACGUUGUCAAAUAAAAAUUUGCGCGGGGAAGCUGCGUUAGCUAAGUUAUAAUAAGAAAAUAGUUGAUGAUUUAUCAGAACGGCAUACGACAUUGUGCUGGCUAAACAUGUCUAAGCGAGAGGCAUUUUUAGACUCCGUCUGCAAAGACAAUGUGGGGGAAUUUCUCAAUUUUACUAAACUCCAUAAGGACACGGCUGAGCCCUUUGACCUAGACGAGGUCCUGCAGGAGCUGCCAAAGGGCCAGAGAGAGGCACUGUGGGCCCGACUAGUCACACUACUUUGUGACCAGCUGGCAGCCUUCGCACCAGAGCACUGGGAUGCUGGCUUAGAGGAGGACAAUGACAUGGAGGUGGUGUCCCCAGACCGGACACGCACCAUGUCUGUCCUUGAGGGAGUGACUCUAGUGGUCAAAGCUUCUGUGGAUGUCAUUGAGGAUGGCGACACCUACAAUUCUCUCUUAGAGUGUGGCAACAUAUUAAAUGGUGUCCUGCCUUACCUUCCUGCCUCUGAGAUGCUUCUGCGGCAGGCUAUCCACGGUCUGUGCGAGGCCUGGUGGAAGAAAGGCCUCCUUGGUAAAGAAGCGCUGGGCCGCACAGCCUUCCUUGGAAGCCUGGAGAAGACCCUCAUCCUGAAGAAACCAGGGGCUGAGAUCCAAAGGCUUUGGGGUUUCCAUGAGGUGCUGUUCACUGUGGAUUUUGCGUCAGAAUGCAGCAAGGAGCUGAUCGAUCUGCUGCUACAGUGCUUCCUCAGUGUCAAUCACAUUAAAAACGAAGAUGGAAAGCGUCUGAUGGUCUUCCUCUUUAGCUGGAAUGUCAACUUCAUCCCGAUGAUCCAUGGAACCAUCAAAAACCAGCUACCUUACUUUGCAAAGCCCCACACUGACCACAUAGCUGAGAUCUACUGCCGGGCCUGGAAGAAGGCUUCUGGGGUCUGUCUGGAGCAGAUAGAGAGCAUGUGCAUCCAGGACCUCAUGCAGCACGCUGUGCUCCUGCACAGGACCUCGCCCGUCCAUGCCAAAGUCAGACAGAUACUGAGCUACUUUCACAAACGGAAGGGCCGCCAUGGGUUGGAUGAGAUGCUUUACAGACUCUACAAGCCCAUUCUCUGGAGAGCGCUAAGCGCUGCCAACUCUGAGGUCCGGGCCAAUGCCACUCUGCUCUUCACCGAGGCCUUCCCUAUCCACAAUCCUAGCCAGAACAGUGAGAAGAUGGACGAGACCAUCCAGAAACAACUGGACACGCUGGUCCGCCUGCUAGAGGACCCUCAGCCUCUGGUGCGCUCCACAGCCACCCUCGGGGUCUGUAAGAUCCUGGCCAAGUGCUGGGAGGUCAUCCCCCCCACUGUCAUCACCGACUUCCUCAAGAAGCUUGUGGUAGAGCUGGCCAAUGAUACCACCUCCCCCGAUGUCCGCUGCUCCGUCUUCAAGUGUUUGACCAUCGUGCUGGACAAUGGCCACAGUCACCCGUUGCUGGAGCAGCUGCUGCCAGCUCUGAAGAACAGCCUCCAUGACACCUCGGAGAAAGUACGCGUGGCCUUCCUCAACAUGCUGCUCAAGAUCAAAGCAGUGCGAGCCGCCAAGUUCUGGAAGGUGUCCUCCAUGGAUCACCUGCUGGCCCGUCUGGCCGUCGACUCGCAGCCUGUCUCCAAGCGCAUCGUCAACCUCCUCUUCAAUUCCUUCUUCCCCGUCAACCAAUCAGUGGAGGUGUGGUGCGAGCGCUGCGUCACUCUGAUUCAGAUGAACCCCAAGGCAGCUCGGACUUUCUACCAGUAUGCCCACAUCUACACAGCCCCCACUAACAUAGUCAAGCUGAUGCUGACAAUCCGCCGGUGUUUGAAUGCCUGCAUCCAGACUGAAGACCUGAAUGAGACAAACUCAAACAAGGAGAACACAAGUGUUCUGGAGCAUGUCCUGUCGGUCAAGGACACGGCGGCCAUGGCCAGUCUGCUGGAGGUGGUGGUGAUCUUGUGGAGGAGCAUCCGGAAAGCCCUGGAGCUCAACAAGGACGCCCUCCAGUACACCACUGCCAAGUUUGGCUCCGUUGUGCCCAAGUACUUCAAUGUCUUCCAGGAGGAGCGUUGCACAGUUCCCCUCAUCCAACUGGCCUCCCUACUGCCCCCAGCUUCUGUCCCCACUUUCAGCUGUGGGGUGCUGUCCAGGCUGAAGAGGCUGGAGGCGGGGGCCAAGGUGUCCCAGUACAGUCAGAUCAUCGAGUGCCUGUGUAGCUGGGGCCAGGCUGCACACGUCCUGGAGCUCAUCACAGACUGGCUCACUGAUGCCUUACCCACCCCCGCUGGCAAAGGGAACACCAGUCGGAAAGUGCGCAUCCAGGAGACGGUGGAGGCCAAGCCAAACCUGGGGCUAGAUUACCUGGAGUACCUGGUCAGCCGUACCUCCACGCGGGACUGCAUCCUGCCCUUCAGGCAGGGCCAGCUCAAACAGCUGCACAAAGCCCUCGGGGCCUGGAAGUCAGUGCUGUUAUCCCAUAUGAGCUCUUCUGAGGCCCAGGCCAAUGUACCCAGAGCAGAAACGGCACUAAGAGCAUUUGCCCUUCACGCACGUCUCAGUGCCCAUCUACAGCACAAAUUCUCGGAGGGGAGGGAUUUCCUUGUCCCUGUGGAGAACAUGGCAGCGUGGGUGGCAGAGAGGGUGCUGCCCUUCCUGGUCGGCCCCAGUGAGGGAGGGGUCACUGAGCAGCAGCGGGACCUCGCCAGGCAGGUAGUAGAGUGUUUACUGGCGGUGAGCAAAGAUGUGAUCCGGGUGGGCCUUGGGGACGAGGAGUUCAAAGGGCAGGUCCUUCACCUGUGCUCCAUCGUGCUCCUCUCUGAGAAGGGCUACCUGUGUGUUCCUCUGCUGCUCUCUGUGCUGACGGAGGUGGCGGAGAACUACGUCCCCGAGAACCAGGCCCAGGACAACCAGUCCUCCAUCAUCCUCACCGUGGUCACCAACGUCUUCCAGAAGAUCCUGGAGGUUAUGGCUCGCCGCCUGAGGAAGGACCCCGUGGAGGGCCAGGAGCUGUGGCACUUGGCUGUUACCGCUCUAGGAGACUUCCUCCAGGUGGUUCAGGCUUGGUCGGGCAUCGACUCCAACCCCCUAAACGGGGUGUUUUCAACCGUCUGUGCUGCCACCCUCGCAGCGACCCAACACUCCCUGCAAAAGAUUUCACAUCCUCAAGAGGUCAUAACACCAGAGACGGUCCAGGAUUUGCCUCCUCUCUCAAGCAUCUUGUUGACCGUUCUCCUCAAAUCGCCCCCGGUCACAAGAGCCUUUCUGGCAGAGAUCAUCUCAACUGUCGACUCAGAGGUCAUUGAUGGUCUGACCGGAUUGGCUGCAGUUCUUCACAUUCUGGCAGUUGUCAGACAGACUGGGAAGUUUAAGGCUGAUCUGAAGAGUUCAGCCGUGUCCGUCGACAGACAGCUUCAGAAACAUUACGCUGUCACGGCUGAGGACGAAGGUCACAUCCAGAGGGUAAUCUACGAAUCUGCUAUCAACACUUUGAAUGAGAUUCUGAUGCCAUGCCCAUGAAGCGUCAAGAGAACCUCAUUUACACAUUUAACAUUUACUAAUUAUUUCUUGGUUGCCAGUGUCAGCUAUUCUUCUAUUCUGUUGUUUCUAUGCAAUCAUGGUGUAUGCAGCAUGACUUGUAUUUGCGCUUUUGAUUUAUGUAUUGCGUCAGUAUACUCUAUGCUGCAUAAACUGAACUGUGUGUAACAUUGCUAAGUAACAGCUAAAAAUACAUUUGAAAUGUGAGUUUCAACCAUGUCUUUGUGGAUUCUCUCUAAAAGCCUCUGCAAAUCACUUACACUGCCACAUGUUUUAGUUUAACUUAUAGUACAUAUUUGCACAAUUCUAUUGAAGGAAAUAUAGUUUAUGUUUAGUUAUGGUCCACCACUGGCAGAGAAGGUUAGUUUCUGUGGCUAAGGAGGAAGGACAAGAAUGAAGAACUAAAGGGCAGCUGCAGGGGAUGACAGGCAGACGUCCCUGCCACUGCUCCGCCACCAGGAGACGUAUCAGGAUAAGGAGAGGAACAUUGAGGAGUGGUGGUCCCCGGGUGAUGACCCUCUAGCUGGUUUACAGGCACCGCUGGAGGUGCGACAGGCAGAGAUGCCCAGCAGAAGGUUACCACCUAUCUACCUGUAUAUAGUAUGUAUAUCAUAUUGUAGUGAAUUCAAGGCAUAUCCCCGACUGGGACUCGAACCCAUCAACUGUCAAGCCAACACCUUAACCGUUUUGCCAAGAGGUCCGAACUGCUUGAUGAAGUCGCAAGGGGUUGUGUUAAGGUUGCUACAAUAUGCGCUUCUUGUUUGAACAAUUUAUUGAUGGAAAUGUAGUUUGUAUGCUUUUAGUUAUGUUCUAUCCAACACAAACACUCCAGACAUUUCAUUGAUGUAUGAACUCUGUAUAAACUUGACUAGCCAUGCUAUAGUAUGGUAUUUUAGAAUUAUCCUGCCACUGUUUAUACAGCCUUACAAUAAAGUGAUAUAUUAACUUGUU